UCUACUUCAGGAGAGAAACCAAUCGCAGACCGGUACGAACGACUUCAGAGGGCUCUUCUCAUCUCAUGGCGGAAUGUGGCAGACCCAAUGCCCCAACUGUAGCCACACGAUGUUACGAGUAGUUUGUGCCAGACGGAGGUUUGCACCACAGGGUUAACAGGCCGCAUGCUGCAGCUCAGAGACCUGGCGCUAAAUUUAGAAUGAACCUGUAACACUCAGUCUCUUCGGGAAUAUGGUCGUUGCAUCGAACGACAAUCCCACCGCUACUGCAGCUAGACGGAUGUCACGGCAUGGACCUCGUAUUGGAGUUCAGUUUGGAGUCUCGGUGCAGGACGUGAAGGUGUUGGCGAUGCUGAGAUAAUUGUGACCAAGCUUGGUGCUGAUGGACCAGAUGUGAUCCCACUGCCAAGACCCGGCAUUCGCCGCGGUCGCGCCAAUGGUUUGGGCGACCCAAAGACAACUGUCUCGCGCCCCUUUUCCUUUAUUCGUUCGGUCUCAGCGGGAGAGGGUCCAGCGGGCUGACUUGCAUCCCGCAAAAUUCAGCCCACUCGCUCGAGCCACUCGCUCUCGACGUCUAGAUUUUCGUCGCGGAAGAUUCAAUGCUACCAUGGAUGUCUAUAAAAGGUGCCCUGAUCGCUCACCACAGACUCUCAUCCUGCGCCGCCUCUCACUCCUCUCAAGUCACCACCCUCGCUGAACCAUGUUCUCGACCAUCCUAACCAGCCUGUUGGCAUUCUCCGCCUCGGCGACCGCUCGGUCUGUCGAGACGCGAUCCCUCACUCCUCGCUCUAUUACCCCUCCCGAAGGAUGUCCCAUUCCGACAUGGACGGUCGACAACUUCCACUGGUUCAAUGGCUCCCAUAGCUUGGAUUGCAUCCACAGCGAGGUCGACAAGAAUGCGAAGGGCUGUCUCUGUGGCCGGGACUGGUGCGAGCCCAACCCGGACACGUGCAAUGGCACCAUGGUCAACGUGUGCUAUACAGGCAUGCCCAACUACCAGCCCUGGGGCUACGGCCCUCCCCAGACACUGGCGAUCGAUUUUGAGGAUGGCCUGCACUGCGGUGAUACCUACAUCGGCUACCGGAUUCACGACAUUGCACAUGGUGAGUCCAACUGCGGAUAUGCAGACCGCAGCCUGGGCCGGAUCGUCUCGUUCUACGGCAGCUCUAACGAGGCGACAUCGACUGGUCAUAUGGACUACGUGUUGGGCGGUGGCCAUGCGCUGGAGUGUGCCAAUGGUAGCAAGAUUACCUACUCCGGCAGCACCGAUUUCACCUUGAACUGCGUGCAUGAUGAGUUCUUCAAUGCGACUUGCACUGCCGAGCCCUUUGAGGUUCCCGUGCUUAGUUACUCCUGGGUUAACUAAAUUCUCGCGGGGAGCUUCCCUUGUUGCCGUGGGCCCCUCUACCCCUCGCAGCGGCGUGGCAAUUGUGAUAGGUUCCAACUGGUCGCACUGAUAUCGGAGACCUUCCGUGGUUAUGUUACAUCCCGCGGCGUGGUUGUCCGGUGACACCAGCCUUUUCCCUUACGAGAUAUGGUUCCACGACGAAACCAUGAGCGAUGUAAAUAGAACUGCAUUAGAAAUACAUAUUUGGCAAUGGAGACGACCCUGAAGAGAUCCACUUGCCCUGACGGCGUAUCAGAAGCUUUCUGUGUACAUCUAUUC
Aspergillus pseudonomiae is the source of this 1666-nucleotide messenger RNA. RefSeq lists its product as uncharacterized. The transcript has a single exon. The record is from RefSeq and is a predicted model, not a curated record. The coding region runs from base 701 to 1366 and encodes 221 amino acids. NCBI's taxonomy places the organism in Eukaryota, Fungi, Ascomycota, Eurotiomycetes, Eurotiales, Aspergillaceae.